Canariomyces notabilis is the source of this 987-nucleotide messenger RNA. RefSeq lists its product as uncharacterized. The record is from RefSeq and is a predicted model, not a curated record. The transcript has 2 exons. The coding region runs from base 1 to 987 and encodes 328 amino acids. NCBI's taxonomy places the organism in Eukaryota, Fungi, Ascomycota, Sordariomycetes, Sordariales, Chaetomiaceae.
AUGACGCCCACACCGCCGAGACGCGGGCCGUCGCAAUGGCACUUUGAUAUCGACAGCUACCUCAACCCCGUUUGCCCGGCGUCGAUCCUCCCCCGGCUGCCGCACCCCGUCGCUCAUUUCCUCGGGUACCGGACCCAUCACCCUCCCAAACCGCUCGGCAAUGUGGCCGUGAUCUUCUGGGCCUUCAUCGGCGUCUUCAGCAGCUUGACCAUCAUAGGCGCCGUUUCGCAGCAAAUACCAGCCUUCAAGACCCUUGGCGUGCCAGCCGUCAUCGGCAGCUUUGGCGCCGCGGCAGUGCUAGAUUUCUACGCCAUCGAAUCGCCCCUCGCCCAGCCGCGCAACGCGGUUCUCGGGCAAGUCAUAUCCGCCGUGACAGGGGUGGCGAUAGCCAAACUAUUCGCGCUCUCACCGCGUUUCGAGACCGUGCGGUGGCUGGGCGCGGCGCUGGCGUGCGCGUCGGCCACGGCACUCAUGGCGCUCACGGGCACCGCCCACCCGCCCGCAGGCGCCACCGCCCUCCUGGCCGUCCUCGACGACGACAUCACCCGCCUCGGGUGGUUCGUUUUGCUGCCGCUGCUACUCGGCUGUGGUCUGAUGCUCUCUGUCGCGCUGUUAGUGAAUAAUGUGCAGAGGCGCUUCCCGUUUUAUUGGUGGUCGCCGCAGGAGACGGGUGGGUUUUGGAAGGGGAGGAGGAGGAAAGGGGAGGUUGGAGGGGGAGGGGAGAAGCCGAGGCAUGGCGGGAAGGGACAGGAGGUGUCGUCUGGAGCGUCGACGGCGUCGACGGCGGGAGAGAGUGAGAGGGAUGUUGAGGCUGCGAAUCGGGAGGAUGAGGAUUCUGGUGCUGAGCUGACCAGGACGAACACAAAAGUGGAGGUCGGAGGGGAUGGCGCUAUUGUGAUUACCAGGGGGCGGGUUCUGAUCCCUGAGGGACUCAGUCUACGGCCUGAAGAGAUCCUGAGUCUAGAGACGCUCAGCGAACGGUUGUGA